Molecule: messenger RNA, 2225 nt
Organism: Closterium sp. NIES-67
Lineage: Eukaryota; Viridiplantae; Streptophyta; Zygnematophyceae; Desmidiales; Closteriaceae
Source: the annotation of a GenBank genome assembly
AAAUUCGGCAUGCAGAUCCUGAAGACAAAGCCUUUUUUUACGAGAUGCGUAGCUGCCGACUCCUGAAGACUAAGUGCGGCAAGGGAAGCGGCGAAGAAGACUGUGAGGAAAGCUAAGCCAGCACCCAACAUGGAUAUUCAUUCCCCUGACGCCUCAGAAGCAUGGCCCGCGGCGAGUAACGCGUUUCAAAUUCCCUCGCUUUUCGCUAUAAUUAUCUCAGUUAUGGCGUUAUUCUUCUCUGCAUCCUGGCUCUCCUUCCUUCGCCGCCGUCGCGCCCUCCCCCCCGGCCCUUCCCCAUGGCCCAUCCUCGGUAACCUUCCGGACCUGGGCUUUCUGCCGUACCGCUCCCUCGCGAAGCUGGCGGACAGGUUCGGUUCGAUCCUGACCGUGUGGCUCGGGUCCAUUCCGUCCGUGAUUAUAACUUCGCCGGAGCUGGCUCGCGAAGUGCUUAAAACGCAGGAUAAAUUCUGCUCUUCACGCCCGCUCUUACGCCUUCUCGCAUUCAUAACGCACGAUGGAAACGACAUGGUUUUUUCGCCGUCUAACGACCAUUGGCGAAUGCAGCGACGCCUGGCGACGCUGCACCUCCUAUCGCCGCGGGCCUUACAGGCCACUCUGCCCGUGCGCGAGCAGGAGAUCCGCGACAUGCUCGACGCGAUAGCGGAGGAUGCCAGUAACGCGGACGCGAGAGGCGUGGAAGUGCGAGGGUAUUUGAACCGCGCGACGCUGAACAACAUUCUGCGGCUGACCGUCGGGAAGCGUUACAGCUACAGCACCAUCCAUCGCGCCGCCGCCGCCGCGCCAGGGGAGAUGCUCGAAGCGGCAAUCAAGACCGACUGGCAGGGCCGGAUCGCCGCGAUUAGCGCCGUUGGCGGCGCGAAAUCCGGCGAGUCUGCAGACGAUUCCUCGCGGCGACCUUCGCCGGGAUUUGCGGCGGCUGGGGCGGCUCCGACGGAGGGGGACGAGAUGGAAGGCGAGAAGGUGAUAGCGAUGAUCGACGAGACGUUUAAAGUCAUGGGGACGUUCAACCUGGCGGAUUUCAUCCCGUGGCUGAGCCACGUGGACUCGCAGCGCAUCUACGCGCGCGCGAAGCGGCUCAAGCCGCACAUUGAAGGGUUCGUGCUGGCGUGCAUUGAGGAGAGAAGCCGGAUGCUGAAGCGGCGGACUCCGCGGAAGGGGGGAGAGGAUGAAUCGCGGGAACGAGUGCUGGUGGAUGCAUUGCUGGAGAUGGAAGGCGACGAGGGGGAUAGGGUAACCGGAGUGGAUAGGGUAACCAGAAAGGAUAUCAUGCUGCUUUGCCUGGAUUUACUGAAUGCUGGCACUGACACCACUGCUAAGACCGUUGAGUGGGCCCUAGCUGAGCUGGCAAGUCAACCUGGCAUGCUGGAACGUCUGCAAGCUGAGGUGGAUGCAGCGUACGCCAAGUUAGCGUCUAAGUUGGCACCACCGGAAGCAGUCACAGAAAUAGAAGCAGCAGCAGCAGCAGCAGCAGCAGCAGAAGAAGUACCUACUGGAAACCAGGGAGCUGAACUGGCAUCGCUCCCUGUACAAGACAUGCCUUACCUUCAGGCUGUGAUUAAGGAAACUCUCAGGCACCACCCACCAGUACCACUCCUCAUCCCUCACAUGACAACCACCAGGGUUACAAUCGGCGGUUACACCAUUCCCCCAAACACAAUCAUUCAGAUCAACGGCUGGGGUCUCGCUCACAAUCCAACGGUCUGGAAAGACCCCCAUGAUUUUGAUCCCAGCAGGUUUCUUGGCCCAUCUGCCCCUGAUGUUACUGGGAUGCAUUUUGGCGUGCUGCCCUUUGGUUCGGGCAGGCGUGGGUGUGUGGGGAUGAAUCUGGGUCUGGAUUUAUCUGCCCGUAUGCUAGCAAACUUUCUUCACCGGUUUGAUUUGAAGCUCCCCCAAGAUCUGGUUGCCUCUGGUGGGGUAGACCUGGGGGAGGAGUUUAGUCUCACCAUGGCAUUGGCUAAGCCGCUGCGAGUUGUGUUGAAAGAGAGGUGAGGGGAGGGACCGCAGACUGUAGUGUUAAGGGUGCAGCAGAAACCAAGGCAUUGGCAGGUUGUGCUUUGGGAGAGGAGAUCAGGGCGUGGUACUAUGGCAAAACAGGGUUAAGUUGCUCAGCAGUGGAGUGGAUUUCUUGAAAUGUGGGAGCCCAUGGUUUUAAUACUAUCACCCCACCCCACUACCGUAUUUGCCCGCAUUUAAGACCCUGAAAA